This is a messenger RNA of Gymnodraco acuticeps, 1552 nucleotides long. It is a transcript of the gene ntd5, whose product is annotated as ntl-dependent gene 5. The record is from RefSeq and is a predicted model, not a curated record. The coding region runs from base 75 to 1136 and encodes 353 amino acids. The transcript has 8 exons. Lineage: Eukaryota; Metazoa; Chordata; Actinopteri; Perciformes; Bathydraconidae. Gene Ontology annotation, molecular function: peptidase inhibitor activity. Gene Ontology annotation, cellular component: extracellular region.
CCUUUGUUCCCCCUUCUUUAAAAAUCCUGUGUCUCCCGUCCCUCCCUCAUAUCGUCUUAGUCCUGGCUUCAAGGAUGGACUGUGCACUGCUGCUGCUGUCCCUGUGGGCUCUGAGUGGAGCUGUGGCCCCGCAGACCCCAGGGUCGUGUCCGGAGAGACUUCUGGGAGAGGAGCGGAGGAGGACGUGUCCUCGGCCCUGCAAGACUGACACGGACUGUGGCAACAAGCGCCAGUGUCUGUGUGAUGGCCAGUGUGGGCUCAGCUGUGUGGCUCCAGGGCGAACGUGUCCCUGGCCUCUGUCCCCCAGUGAGACCUCAGAGGCUCGCCUCCUCUCUCCCACCCACUCCUUCUCCGCCCUGCUCGAGGUGCGCUGCAAGUCUGGAUUCACUUUGCCCACUGGCUUGGAUGCCACUAUUCGCCGUUGCCAGGGUGACCGACAGUGGAGCGGUGAUGAGCCCAUCUGCUCAGAGACUAACUUGCCUGAACAAUCCGCCGCGGCUCAAACCUGCCCUCUACCUGAGGAGGUCGUCAACACCUUCAGCAUCCAGGGAGACGCUACGGCAGGAACCUCCAUCCGCUACAGCUGCCUGUCUGGGGCGGAUAUUGUGGGGAGCAGUGAGAAUUUCUGUCAGGAUAAUCAGACAUGGCAGUACCCUCACCCCAUCUGUAAAAAGGUGUACUGCCAGCCUCCUCCAGAGGUGGAGCAGGGCUACGUGGUGGCUGUCCAGAAGACUGAAUAUGAAGCUGGCUUUGACAUCCACUACCUGUGUAAAAAGAACUUCCAGCUGGAUGGACCCCAGAAAGUCACCUGCCUAUCCAAUGGCAGCUGGAGUGCAUCACCCCCAUUCUGCAGAGCUCGAUGUCUCAUCCCUGCUGAGCGGAGCCGUGUGAUGAUUGGUGGAAUGAAGCGCUGGCCGUUUGACGUGACAGACGCCGUGGUUCCUCACAGGGAAAAUGUGACGUUCUUCUGCAAACACCCCCGUAAGCCAUGCGGCUUCUCUGCAACCCAGACCUGCUUCGAUGGGAAGCUGCAGCCACCUGCCUGCUACCUUGAGCCCACAUGGUUGCAGUUUAAACUCUUCCCUCACCGGCUGGUCUCAGAGAUUGAAGCUUGUGAAACUGAUGAUGUGGAGUGAUGACCUCGACCCACCCAUCUCUCAUGACCCUGUGUCUCACUAUGACACACACCUCCACCCACAGCAGCCCCUCUUCACUCUGCAACUUUGCAUUAAUAUCUAUGCUAACAUUGUGAUGUGCUGCCUCUUUUCUAAAUACUAUCAAACUGCUGGCUUAAUUAUAAUCUGCUAACCUCUCAAGCAUUAGUAUUCCUCCUCCAGCUUGAGCAGAUACUGUAGAUGCAGACCAUGGAGGCUGUGUAUAAAAUGCAGUAAUAUCAGUUAAGCCUGUGAUGAUACCUUCAUGUAGCCGAACUCAUAAUGUCCUGACUCUGUGAUAUCUCACUGUGUGAUCCUUAUUCUCUCUUGAACCUGACGCAUCAAGUCUUAAGGCUUGUAAGUUUUUGAUGAUGUGAAAUAAAGUAAUGUCAAACUGG